Messenger RNA from Acanthopagrus latus (yellowfin seabream), 1643 nucleotides. Its product is annotated as homeobox protein HMX3-B. The transcript is spliced from 2 exons. Gene Ontology annotation, biological process: regulation of transcription by RNA polymerase II. The record is from RefSeq and is a predicted model, not a curated record. Bases 1 to 873 code for a protein of 290 amino acids. Gene Ontology annotation, cellular component: nucleus. Gene Ontology annotation, molecular function: DNA-binding transcription factor activity, RNA polymerase II-specific; RNA polymerase II transcription regulatory region sequence-specific DNA binding. NCBI's taxonomy places the organism in Eukaryota, Metazoa, Chordata, Actinopteri, Spariformes, Sparidae.
AUGGCAGACUCUGAUGCGCAGGAGACUCGCCAACCCGCAAAGGAGUCGCCGUUCUCCAUAAAGAACCUGCUGAAUAUUGAGGACAAACCCACGAAGCCGAAGAGCUUCCUCGGUUCGUCCAAAGGAGUGUUCGAAGGCAGCUUGUUCUCUCGGCUCGGAGACUUGUCUUUCCCCCGAUUUGAGCUGCCCACACAGAGAAUUGGACUAUCAGCGCAGUAUCUGGAGAGAGCUUCGACCUGGUGGUACCCGUACACGCUCGGGACUCAUCUAAGGACCGCAGGAUCUGAGAAGGCCAGCCUCAGAGAAGCAUCGCCGGCUCCGGACAGACGCUCCCCGGAUCUCCAGAAAAGCGACCAGGAUGCCAAAGAAGAAAGCGCCGAUGACGAUAUCGCGCUGGAUGAGAGUGACUCCGAGGAGCCAAAGAAAGAAAUAGACCAGGAGGACGACUGGAGGAGAAAAACGGACGAGCUGGACCCGGACAGGAAGCCCUGCCGGAAGAAGAAGACGCGCACAGUGUUUUCCAGGAGCCAGGUCUUCCAGUUGGAGUCCACCUUCGACAUCAAGCGCUACCUGAGCAGCUCGGAGAGGGCAGGCCUGGCCGCGUCCCUGCACCUGACGGAGACGCAGGUGAAGAUCUGGUUUCAGAACCGGAGGAAUAAGUGGAAAAGGCAGCUGGCCGCGGAGCUGGAGGCGGCCAACCUGAGCCACGCGGCGGCGCAGAGGAUUGUGCGGGUUCCCAUACUUUACCACGAGAACGGAGGCUCGGACACGGCCGGGGGCUCCGCGGCAAACUCACCCGGGAGCCAGUCGCUGCUGGCUUUCCCCCACCACAUGUACUAUUCCCACCCGGUGCCACUGCUGAGGCCUGUUUAACACCGACCGAGUCACGAUGGGCUGUAUAUAAUGUUUUUAAAUGACAAUGAACAAAAAAAAUGAAAUACAGUUUUGUAUAUUUUGUAGAGUCAUCGGACACAAGGCUAGAUUAUUAUUAUUGAUUAUUGUUAUUAUUACUAUUAUUCUAUGUAAUCAUCUUUAAUUCUGCUGAAGCGCACUUGAACAAGAGGUCCCUUUUACUGAUCUAAUUGAUGUUACAAGAGGGACAAUCUAAAACUAUUAUUAUUAUUAUUAUUAUUAUUAUUAUUAUUAUUAUUAUUAUUAUUAUUAAUUUUGUUAUUAUUAUUAUUAUGAUUGAAAUGGUGGGUUUAAAGAAUACAAUUUGAAAAACAAAUGAGCUGGUUUUAAACAGGGUUUGACUGUCCAUAUGUAUUUUACAGAGAUUUGUGUCUGUGUUUGUAGCAAAAAAAGAAAAAAAAAAAAGAAAAAGAAAAGAAAAAAGAAGAACAAAAAAGAAAAGUGGAAUUUAAUAUUUUGAUAUUUUCUAAUAUUGUGCAAUAUACCGUUGGCUUCACAUUAUUGGGCUACCAGCCUUUGUCACCUACAGUUCACUUUUACAGAAACAAAACAAACAAAAAAAAACAGCAACGAUGCUUUUUCUCUCUUUGUAACAGUGAGGACAAUCAUGUGAUCCCGACAAACUGCAGGUGAUAGGAUAUUGUUUUUAUUAUGACGAAAAUGUUUUUUUUUUUUUUGCCGGUGAUUUUAAAGCCAUGGAAGAGCCAAAAAUAGCCUCUGUUUUUUGUGUA